Messenger RNA from Bubalus bubalis (water buffalo), 2142 nucleotides. Its product is annotated as liprin-alpha-1-like. Gene Ontology annotation, cellular component: presynaptic active zone. Gene Ontology annotation, molecular function: protein binding. Gene Ontology annotation, biological process: synapse organization. The record is from RefSeq and is a predicted model, not a curated record. NCBI's taxonomy places the organism in Eukaryota, Metazoa, Chordata, Mammalia, Artiodactyla, Bovidae.
ACGCUCGCGUACGGGGACAUGAACCACGAGUGGAUCGGCAACGAGUGGCUGCCCAGCCUGGGGCUCCCGCAGUACCGCAGCUAUUUCAUGGAGUGCCUUGUGGACGCGCGGAUGCUGGACCACUUGACCAAGAAAGACCUUCGCGGGCAACUGAAAAUGGUUGAUAGUUUUCACAGAAACAGUUUCCAGUGUGGAAUUAUGUGCCUGCGAAGGUUGAAUUAUGACCGAAAAGAACUGGAAAGAAAAAGAGAAGAGAGCCAGAAUGAACUGAAAGAUGUGCUGGUUUGGAGCAACGACCGAGUGAUCCGCUGGAUCCUCUCCAUUGGCCUCAAAGAAUACGCAAACAACCUCGUCGAGAGCGGUGUGCACGGCGCGCUGCUGGCCUUGGAUGAGACGUUUGACUUCAACGCGCUGGCCCUCUUGUUACAGAUCCCCACGCAAAACACACAGGCUCGUGCUGUCUUGGAAAGAGAGUUUAACAACCUCUUGGUCAUGGGAACCGACAGAAGGUUCGAUGAAGACGAUGAUAAAAGCUUUAGGAGAGCACCUUCUUGGAGGAAAAAAUUCAGGCCAAAGGAUGUCCGUGGCUUAGCUGCCGGGUCCGCGGAGACGCUGCCUGCGAACUUCCGGGUCCCGUCCUCUCUGUCCUCGCCCUCCGUGCAGCCGAGGAAGGUGCAGCCGGACGGCAGCGUGGCGGGAACGCAGAGGCUGGAUUCCGCCACAGUCAGGACUUACUCCUGCUGAGCUUCGGGUGUUCCCGCACUACUUCUACAGGUGAUCACGCAGCGUCCAGGACACGACAGAGACAACAUUUGAACUCGAUGCAAUCUUUACUCUGUUCAUACUUGUUAUAUGGACCUGAAGAUAUUUUAUUACAGAGUUUUUAAUUAGUGAAAAAAUUCAUGAAUACCAUGGAGAAAAUAUUUUAGAAUUUAAUGUUUCUUAUAUUUAUGUAAACUUAUGACUUCAUUUAUAUAGUUACUUACUUUUUCUUGUAUAUCCAGGCUAUAAAUAUCCUUUCAGAUCAAUUCAUGUUCUGAUACCUGAUUUUAGUCUUUAAAAUGAAUGUACUGUAAUGCUUGUAUGUAUAAAUCCUAUGAACAAAUAUAGGGCUUUUGUAAAUGAUGCAUUUAUUGUAAUUAUUCUUGUUUGAUUUUUAAAUGAUAAACCAUGAGAGAAGGGGUUUUACUGCGAUUGUAAAAUCAUCAUGACACGGUGUGCAUUAUCCUUCCAGAAUGUAACCAAGCUCUCCAACAAUCACUCUGAAAUAAGCAAACUUAAUUUCAACCAGUUGUUGUUGUAUUUUAACGACUGACCUAAACUGUACUUUUUCUAGCAAGAAAUGCUUUUUCUCUGCAGCGUGAAGAGAUUUAAAAGUACUGGGUGUUAAAUGUGAGCUUCUAAUCAAAUUUGGGCUGAAAGGAUGACUAGAAGAAGACUAUGAAAAUCUCUCGGGUAACCUAGUCUCCAUGGGCCCGGAUCCCUCCUCUCCGGUGACUGGCAGAAGCCACGAGCUGGGGAAGAGAGACUGGCGGGGGUGGGGGUGGGGGGCCUGGGCACCCACAGCCCGCUGUGCCCGCCCUGCCCUCCUGGGAGGCAGGGUCAAGGGCGCCUACUCUUCAAGGACCAAUCAUGAUGCCCUGCACCCGCUGCAGAGCUGGUGCGCUGGACAUGAGGGCGCCACACCCCCUACAGACAGCGGUGCAGCUCUGACAAAGGCCUUAUUUUUACGUAAAUCACCUUUUUACAUCUGUUUGUAAACAUGUUUAAAGAAUGGACCUAGGCGUACAUUUUUAGAUUUUUGAUGACAUAGCCAUUUUGGAUUGUAGAAGUAGCAAAUGUAACUUUUACUUUUUCAGCGGCACAUUAAAAAAGCCAGCAAGAGAUGUGUUCAGAUCAUGGUGCGUUAUUUAUUAUGCAGCUGAGAUCUCGGUAGACAGAGACGGCAUGUCUCUUUCCAUGUGGGUCCCGCCUUUAAUUACUUGUAUAAUUCAUUGUUACUGUUCUGUUUUCUAUUAAUCUUUUGUGAACUUCCUGAAUAUGUAACAAAGUAUGUACAGUCUACUUUUGAACUAUUUUUAUCACAGUAUUAUUUAUUGCUUUCUUUCAAUAAAGUACUGAAGCAAAAUUUCCCACUGCCAA